GCGGCGCGCGGCCCGGGGCAGCCUGCGCGGCGCGGCCGCUGAGGGGACACGGGACGCCGCGCCACGCUCCCGUGCCGGCGGCCGCACAGCCCAGGUGGCUAUUUUUAAUGCAGUACUGACAUUAGCUGGCUGAAGACUAAACAUGAGAAUAGCAGGUGCUGCGAAGUUGGUAGUCGUCGUGGCAAUAUUUUUAUUGACUUUUUAUGUCAUAUCUCAAGUGUUUGAAAUAAAAAUGGAUGCAAACUUAGGACACAUAUUUGCUAGAUCAGCACUGGAUGCAGCUGCACGCUCUACAAAGCCUCCAAGAUACAAGUGUGGGAUCUCUAAAGCUUGUCCUGAAAAGCAUUUUGCGUUCAAAAUGGCAAGUGGAGCAGCAAACGUAGUUGGACCUAAAAUUUGUGUAGAAGAUAAUGUUUUAAUGAGUGGAGUUAAAAAUAAUGUUGGCAGAGGAAUAAAUGUGGCCUUGGUCAAUGGUAAAACAGGAGAACCAUUAGACACUAAGUUCUUUGACAUGUGGGGAGGAGAUGUGGCACCAUUUAUUGACUUUCUGAAGUCCAUCCAGGAUGGAACGAUAGUGUUAAUGGGAACAUAUGAUGAUGGUGCAACCAAGCUUAAUGAGGAAGCACGGAAACUGAUCGCUGAAUUAGGAAGCACAUCUAUCACUAACCUUGGCUUUAGAGACAACUGGGUCUUCUGUGGUGGAAAAGGAAUCAAGACUAAAAGUCCAUUUGAACAGCAUAUAAAGAACAACAAGGAUACAAACAAGUACGAAGGCUGGCCAGAAGUUGUUGAGAUGGAAGGCUGCAUCCCUCAGAAGCAGGACUAAAUGAAAACAAGAGAAAGACAGAAAGAAUAUGGAAGAAUAUGCACUUUCUGCUACUAUGAGGGAGAGGGCUAUGAAGGAAACCAUACUGUAAAUAUUAUUUUUAAAGCAUGCAACCAUCUUGUCGGUGUGUGCAUGAGCACUGACAUUUUGAAUAUUGGGGUUAUUUAUUGCUAACACAUGUAGAAAUCCUUUUUGUAAAUAUGUCCAGAAAAAAAAAGUCAAAUCAUUUCUAUGCAGGUUUCUUAAAAGCACAGUACCUAGUUUGCCUGUGGUAAAGAAUAUCUUGUAGAUCAAUUGGCUAAUAAAUUGCAUAUGUGGAUAACAAACAGAUCCUGACAAAUGUUGUACUGUCCUCUUAACAGCAUAAUGUUGCUGUGAGCAUGUAACCUUUGUGUAAUACUGUAGAUUUUAGUGACAAGUUGUUAAAGAGCUUUAAUUUUUUUCUAUUCUCUGCCUUUUUAAUGGCAGCAUUGAUUUUUAUUAAAGCUGUUUGGUUAUUCUAAUACCAAGUGCUCCAGAAAUUUAUUUUGUAGUCCCCAAUCACAACUGAGUAAUUGGUAAAGGAAGAACAAAUGACAACACAGCUAUGCCGUGAGAAGCACAAUUAUUUUUAUCAGAGGAAGAACAAAAGUAAAUGUAUAAAGAAUGUGUGUUAUUUAAAAGCAGCUUGGAAGGAUUUCUACUUAACUUGAAAAUAGCGUUUACUUUGUAGAAGAAACUUGGCAUGUUAAGCAGCAGUACAGUGACUAACUUGUUCACUUUUUUAAAUGCAAUUCAUGUACUGCUGCUUAACCAUCAAUUCUACCUAUGUCUGUUCAGCUGUAGUGGCUAGUCGCAUAGUAAAUGUGCAUUAUGGAAAUGGUUUCCUCUUGAGUUCUGACAUCGGGAAUAAAUUUCCCAUCACAAAGCCCGUUAGAAAGCUGUCUGCCUCCCAGCAAGAGUUGUUCCAGUGUACACAGUUGUGCACUGCUGUUACAUCUGAGGUGAGGCAAUUUGUUCUCAGUGUGAGAUGUUAGAGAAAAUACUGUAUCUUGCGUUACAUAAGUGUGUGACAUUUACACUUAACCAUCAAUGUUUCCUUCAUCUUUUUGUUAAACGGAAAAAAAAAUGGACCAAGUUGAAGUGCCAUUAUUCUUUAGCUUGUAUCAGAACUGUGAGAAAACAUUGCUUUCUUUGGAAACUUCUGUUUCUUUUAAGUAGGGCCAACUUGAACUUUUGCUGAAGUGAAAUUAGCAUGGUAUAACUGACAGUGUUGGGAUUCACAAAAUGGGCUGACACAGAACCAAAUGUAAUUUCUUGAAGCUUCGUUAUGAGCUCUGGAAUAAUAAAAAACUUCUAGCUAGUACCAUGGGGCAAAAGCCACAAAAAAAUUUUCAGGAACACACAGUGUGGCUGAACACAGUGGCACUCAAAUACUAUUGAUAUCUUCUAGGACAAAUUUAAUUCUGUGCACUAAAAAUGUCAAGCAAUAUUGGGAAUCAUCUUGUAAGUUAAAUAACCCAUGAGACCAGAGUAAGACUGGAUUCUGAGUUGUCUUGUAUGUUUAACUAGCUUGCUAAAUAAUGUGUUUUUCCCUGAAGUUUAAUGUAGAACAGCAAUAAAUGCACCUUACACAGUGAAACUG
This is a messenger RNA of Colius striatus (speckled mousebird), 2450 nucleotides long. RefSeq names its product FAM3 metabolism regulating signaling molecule C (gene FAM3C). The transcript has 10 exons. Bases 143 to 826 code for a protein of 227 amino acids. The record is from RefSeq and is a predicted model, not a curated record. Lineage: Eukaryota; Metazoa; Chordata; Aves; Coliiformes; Coliidae.